AUGAGGCCCUCCGUACUCCUUCCCGCCGCUCUGGUGAUUUGGACUGGCCCUGGCCGAGCCCUGGCGGCGUGGGACAUGAGAUAUGCUGAAGAAUCCGCCGAGGGUCUCUUCGCCAAUGCCCCUUCAGAGGAGCGCUACUACAAAUUCGCCUUUGCCGAACUUGUCGCCAGUGCGCAGAAUCUCAAUAGCCGACAACAAGCCCGAAUCGCUGAGCAGGAUGAGGAGAUACACGAGCUGAAGAUGAUGGCUCUCAACCUCACGGAAUCGAUCGUCGAGGCGAAGACCAACGCGAGCAAUGACCUCUUGCACGAGUUGCACAAGUUCUCCGAAACAAUGGAGACCAUUAGCUCCAUUUUGCAGGCUCUCGCAUCGUCGGAUCAGUCUCAGAACCGUGACGUUCCGGGCCCUGACGGCGACGCGGCUAGGAACGCCGUCUUCCAUGGCUUCAACCCUGUCAUCAUCAGGUUCCUAGAGCGCAUCGCUACGAAGCUGGAGAAGCCGGAGUCAGAGUGGUCUGCAGACAAGAAGACCAUGGCUACCAUGGCCAUCUUCACGGGUAUCGCAACGGCUCUCAACUACCUGAGGGGGCCAAUCGGCCGAACCGGCUGCUACAAGAAGAUUGCAAAAUGGCUAGGCUGCGCGAAAGAGGAGAAGCUGGCGAAGAAGGCUGCUCUUGAGGCUUUGGAGGGACAGGUGAAUUAUCUGUGGAAAGCCGCCGACAAGGGGCUUGCAUUCAUCAAAGCCGCCGUAAACGACAGGGCUAAGCAUGAAGAGCUCGAUCUGUUAAAGGGCGAGCUUGAUGCAAAAGUCGAAACCCUCACUGCCCGUGUUGACGAGAUGGCUACAGCCGAGAGAGUUACUGGUCUGGAAUGCCGCGUUGACGUGAUGGCUGAAGCCGCGAGAGUCACUGAUCUGGAGCGCCGCGUAUCCGAGCUGACUUCCAUGGCGAACAACCUCGCAGCCAGCUUCAGUGAGCAAGCAAUCAGAAGUAUUGCCGAGGCUAAAACACUGAGAGACAACAUUCUUGCCUUGGAGACGGAAGAUCAGGAAAACUUAAGUCGGAUUAAGAAGCUCCAGGAAGACGUCCAGCACAUUGCUGACGACCUUGACGCUCAUCAGGCCCAGCUCACCCAUUUCAUGUGA
This is a messenger RNA of Colletotrichum abscissum, 1143 nucleotides long. RefSeq lists its product as uncharacterized. The transcript is spliced from 2 exons. The record is from RefSeq and is a predicted model, not a curated record. NCBI's taxonomy places the organism in Eukaryota, Fungi, Ascomycota, Sordariomycetes, Glomerellales, Glomerellaceae. Bases 1 to 1143 code for a protein of 380 amino acids.